This is a messenger RNA of Oryzias latipes (Japanese medaka), 2791 nucleotides long. RefSeq names its product prostaglandin E2 receptor EP1 subtype. Gene Ontology annotation, molecular function: prostaglandin E receptor activity. Gene Ontology annotation, biological process: positive regulation of cytosolic calcium ion concentration; adenylate cyclase-activating G protein-coupled receptor signaling pathway; inflammatory response. Lineage: Eukaryota; Metazoa; Chordata; Actinopteri; Beloniformes; Adrianichthyidae. Gene Ontology annotation, cellular component: plasma membrane. The record is from RefSeq and is a predicted model, not a curated record.
UACUCGCAGUUACUACAGCAGUGGGCCAUUAAAAACCAACCCCAGAGCAAUACAUCCUGGAGGUUGCAGCAACAGGAGUUGGCCCGUCGUAUGGAGAGCUGGAACAGGCUUUGCGAUCACAGCUGCAGCUCCACACUGUGACAGACAGAGGCUUGCAGGGGAAGAUCUCAGCUGGAGCACUUUGAUGGAAGCUGACCGCAGAGAAGCUGUUUAGAGGAUCUCUGGUCGAUAUGCGGAGAGUUGUAAUUCCUGCAGAACUGAAAGGAAUGAUCAGUAAUAAGCCAAACUCCAAUCAGUCACGACAGACGGUUUCAUGUCUGUUGUCACGCUCUCUUGGUGAAAUGAAGCCACAAGCUGCUGAUUUUGAAUAUUCAUCUGUUUCCCCCAGGGAGCCUAUUCACCCCCAGAGCCUCUGCCUUGAGGAUGGAAUAGCUUUCUUUUGUCUGAGACACCCAGAGGCAAAGUGAGCUCAGUGCAGCAGUGGGAUAUAAAAGGCAGAGUCAGGCUCAGGCAAACACAGAACAUGCUUGAGCAACAAUACAGGGAGGCUGCAUGGUUUCUUCAGCUGCAAGGCAAGAAAACCCUUCAGAUGAAGUCAAAGCAUGUCGGAUUCAUCGGGGAAUUUAUGAAAAGUAAAGCAAACUGAGAAUCGUCUCAAUGGAUUUCUCAUUUCAGAGCCUCCUCUGGACUGAAGGAAGCUCACAGUCCCGCUGGGAUGCUGGCCAUUCAGCACUUCAACUCCUCUGGCGCCACGGUCCCGUCUAACGAUAUGGCCAUGCUCCACAAACUUGAAAUGAAGGGCUUAGCGUCACCAAACGCCACCGCUCCGCGGAGCCCCACCUCCGCCAGCCUCAACAUGACCCUGGGCAUCCUGUUCAACAUGGUGGCCCUCAUCAUCCUGGUCAAGGCUUACAACCGCUUCCGCCGCAGGUCAAAGGCCACUUUUCUGCUCUUUGCCAGCUCGCUUGUGGCCACAGAUCUGGCCGGACAUAUUAUCUCCGGAUCCUUGGUUCUGAGUAGAUACUCCGCGAGCACGAGCUCCUCCAACAACGGGACCUUCUGCUUCCAGGGGGACCCAGACAAUCCAGAUCCCUCCUGUCAGUUUCUGGGAGGCUGCAUGGUGUUUUUUGGUCUGUGCCCACUUUUUCUGGGCUGUGCCAUGGCUGCGGAACGCUGCCUGGGCAUCACCAUGCCUUUGCUGCACGCUCGCCUGUUGACCACGGCGAGGACGAAAAUGGCGCUUGCCGUCAUCUGGUUCCUGGCCUUGUUCGUGGCCCUGCUGCCCGUCUUCCACCUAGGGGACUACACUUACCAAUACCCAUGGACGUGGUGCUUCAUCAGGGUGAUGCAUGGCACCAAAGCCACGGAUCUGGCCUACAUGAUACUGUUCUCUUCUCUGGCACUGAGCUCUCUGGCCGUGGCUUUUGUGUGCAACACCAUCAGCGGGAUCACGCUCGUGAAAGCCCGGCUUAGGACGAGGUGCCCCUCCCAGCGUUUCUCCGUAAGGUCCCACGAUACAGAGAUGGUGGUGCAGCUGGUUGGCAUCAUGGUCACAUCCUGCAUCUGCUGGAGCCCUCUACUGGUCUUUGGACUGAUCUCAGCUACCCUCUCCUACACUGGCUCUCUGGACACUGACAAAACCACCCAGUACAGCAAACUGAUGGUGACCGGCGUCAGAAUGGCCACCUGGAACCAGAUUUUGGACCCCUGGGUCUACAUCCUGCUGCGGCGGGCCGUCCUCAGAAGAAUCUACCGCAUUACCAAAAAGCGGGCCAGUUUUAAGGGCAGAGCCCUCCGGUCGAGCCGCUGGGAGACCAGCUCCCUCUCGAACUCUGUAAAAAACAGCGUCAAGAAGAUUUAAAUGGAGAAAAAAAAAAGGACCUUUUUUAUUUUAUUAGCUGUUUAAAUGAGGGUGGUUCCCUCAUAAAGUGAAAACAAUUUGUUUGUUGUUUGUUCUAAGUAAGAAUGCAGUGUUUCACAUCUGAAACGUUUGCUUAUAACGAUGUUUUAGUUGGUUAAUUGUGACAACAGACAUAAAAAAACAGAUUCCCCCACAUUACCAUUAAAGAAUUAAUUUUCCUGUCUGAGUGCAAUAGUAAUGUGAGAAAACAGUGGUGCCUAAAGGGUUAGAACCCUUACUUCUAAUUUUGCACACAACUUUAAGCUGAUUUACACAAAACAACAAAUCUGUGAUGCAUGAGGGAUACAUUAAAUUACAGAUGAAUGGUUCCAGUUACAGGUUGUAUACCUGACUCAAAUAAGCUGAACGGCUUUUAAGACAAAUGUAAAACAGAAAUGACUCAUAAAGCAAACAAGUUCUCCGGAUCUGACAGCUCUUUAACGUGGAUUUGUAGUUCAAAAGGGUCACAUUUGACCUCUACUCCUUUAAACGGCUUCAUUCUGAACUUCCCUUGAAGCACCAUUCCAAAUAAGGAAAACUGUCAUCCAGAUCCUACGGAUAGUAUUUUGACGUAUGUCCUUUCUCCUGAUGAUGUCAUUGGGUCGUAACAAAAGCAUCUCAAGUCCAAACUUGGUGUGUAAAUGUUGUCUGUCUCUGUUUCAGUGUAAAAGUCAAAGACUUGUGCCGAUGCUCAUGACUGAGCGCAUAAGAAGCUGUGUUAUUACCUCAGCAUGAAGAUGUGAAAAACACAUGAAUGUAGGUGUUGGUGUUGUAUUUGUGUGCAUCCCCCCAGGUGUCUUAAGGGCACAGAAGUGAAGCUUUAGAUGAUCUUGUACAGAAAAGUGAAUGUGUGUUUGUGUAUUAUUAAAUGGUUUCUUUUGAAAUCCUUCA